Messenger RNA from Periconia digitata, 1383 nucleotides. NCBI's taxonomy places the organism in Eukaryota, Fungi, Ascomycota, Dothideomycetes, Pleosporales, Periconiaceae. The record is from the annotation of a GenBank genome assembly.
UGCAGACGAAAUUCAGUCGUUUUCAAGAUGGCAGAGGAAUCAACCCAUACAGAUUCAACCAGCAAUUCUCUUGACAACGUUUUUAAACGUUUACCAAGACCCCAGCGAGCGUUAGUGCCGCACCGCCCAAUAUUGCCUACCCGAACAUCACUUCUUAUGAUCAAGAAUGAGGGCGAGUCGCAAGGAGUACCAAGUCCCGUGAAAUCAGCUACAGGGUCUGCACUCAGCCCACCGUUGAAGUCCCCCGCAAACAGAAAGCCGUCAUUAUCGGCCCUACACCCAACAUCGCCGACUGACUAUGCCAACCCAGAAGUUUUGCAAAACCUUCAUCCGAUAUAUACGCUUGGAAAAUUCUCCCAAGAUGGUACUGAAUGGACUGUGAGGGCUCAGCGUGGCCGAUAUGGUUUGAUAAUGGUACAGAAGUUGAACCGCGGACCUGGCACGACUGUCGAGUCCAUCCUCCCGUAUCUGCGUCACAAGAAUAUAACAAAAGCAUUGCAUUAUACUUGGAUAAAUGGUCAAAUGUACCUUUCAAUUGAGUAUUGCAGGUUCACGCUAGCUGAACUGAUCCAUGUGCACCUCGAGUUCGAGGAGUAUCAUAUCAAACACAUCGCCCAAUCGAUAUUCAGCGCAAUUGCUUACAUUGCGAGCCUUCAUAUCACACACCAUAAGGUGACCACCAAAUCAAUUCGUGUCACAACCCCGGAUCUACGUAUUGUCUUGUCAGAUUUCGAGUCGGCGACGAAAAACGAAAUAGACCAGCAUUGUGAUCUCUUUGAUCUCGGCAUAGUGCUUUUGGAAUGUAUGGACGGUCGCCUACACCCCGUAGAAAAGCGAACUAUAGAAUUCAUAAGAGACCAAAGAUCGCGUAAUCAAGUCUUUAGUCUUCAAAAUCCAGAAAAAUGGAGUGGUUGCAAGAUUCUAAUAGACUUUUUGGAUGAUAUAUUCGGAUUGGAAAGAUCUUGUAUCUCCAAGACUUCAAGACCGCAUCGAUACGUUUCAUCUUUCAGGGAUGAAAAGGAGUGUAUGAGGCCAUAUGUUGAGCUUGCUACGCUAGAAUGUUUUACUUUAUGGACGCCUGGUGAAAGGAGCAAUCUCGUAUAAGGUGUGAAUGUAUAUCCUUCGUUGGUCAAGAGAAAUCAUAUGGCACAGACUCUCUACUUACUAUAACGUGCUUCCCUGGGUCGGGAGACAACCGCCGUCGCGAGACGCUUUGCAAACCGGACCUCCGGCAUGCUUGCUUCGGGAGCUGGCGAAGCUGCAACUGCGAUGCAUCGAUUUUACAGCUAUCUUCUCCUUAGCAAACGAGUCUCCGAUAGAAAUUGAUGCAAUGUUGGACGUGCUGUUGUUCAUUUCAUAAGCGCAAAAAACGAGUCCUCCUAC